Molecule: messenger RNA, 1996 nt
Organism: Ciona intestinalis (vase tunicate)
Lineage: Eukaryota; Metazoa; Chordata; Ascidiacea; Phlebobranchia; Cionidae
Biological process (GO): regulation of transcription by RNA polymerase II
Cellular component (GO): nucleus
Molecular function (GO): DNA-binding transcription factor activity, RNA polymerase II-specific
Source: RefSeq, a predicted model, not a curated record
UACAACUCUGUUAGUUUGCUGAGAAGUUGUGUUUAUUUCACAGCAAGAUAGUACGUGCUUUUUGUAUAGUUGUUUAAAAUAAUAAAAUGAACAUGCUCGAUGACAAAGACACAGCUACAUCAAUUAGUUUGCUUAUUUUACAAGAACUAAAACUUAUACGGCAGGACAUGAAAAAUGAACUGACAAAAUUGAGACACGCUUUUUGUAACAAGUAUAAAAACAACGAAAAGGGAUGUGGCUUAUUAGUAGGAAAUGGUUUAGAACUGGUUUCUGCCAAUGAAAGAAAUUCAAAGGAAAUAGGCCUAUUAGAAAAUGGUCCAUUGAACAGUGAGGAAAGUUCACGAAAAAGCUCUAAUGAGCAGUCAUUAAAUGCACCUGAAACUAUUGAACAAAAUGCACAACAUAUGUGUGAUGAAUUGGAUAUAAAACACGAAAUUUUACAAGAUAUUUCUGAGAAUUCAUGCAAUGAUGAAGAAUACAGUGAUACUACUGUUGGAAAUAUGUUUAAAAGUUUCGAACCAAGUCCGGGUACGGAUACAGACAGUAAUGAUAUUGAUAUUUAUAUAGCAAGUUCCAACACCGAGUCCAUUUCUAAUGAGGAUACAGAAUUAAACAUGGGGAAAAAUGCUGUAGUUCCAUUUACAUUACCAAUAGUCACAACAACUUAUCAGCCAAGUAAAGAAAAUUUUAUCAUUCACACAGAAAAUGCAUUAAGUGCUGAAAAAACAUCAAAAGAAUUUGAACAUAAAAACUGUGAAAAUCAACAAAAUUUUUCGUUCGGUAGUAAAUUGAAAUCGGCUGGUUUAAAUGAAGAGAAAUUUAAAGAAAUCAGUCUGUUUGAAAGUUCUUCAAUAAACAGAGAUGCUGAACUUCAAAUUGCAUGUGUGUAUGGUAACCUUAAACCAAAUACCAGCAUGGCUACCAGUUCUAAUGCAAAAUGUAUUUCUGAUAUGAAAUCAGAUUCUAAUUUGGACACAGUUUCAAAUUUCAACCAAGAUUUAAACAUAGAACCAAAUGCUAUGAUGGCGACACAAAAGAAACAAAAUAGAGAACUUUCCAAAAAAAACGUUCGAAGAAAAUUUAUUCAAGAUACCCCAAAUACAGCAAAAGUCACUGAAGAAUUUGGAUCACAAUUUAGACCAUUUUGCUACGACCAAAAUACAAAUGAUAGCGAAUUAAGCUCAUUGUCUAUGCAAUAUUAUUAUGACAAUUUUAAUGCAAAAAACUCACUGGAAGAUUUUAGAAAUGUUAUUACUGCAAUUGAUAGCGAACAUAAGAAAGUACGACCUCAAUGCAAACAAUGCGGAAAAGAUUUUGAUUCCUAUUACAAAAAGCGGCGUCAUAUCGCGUUAACCCAUCAUUCUAAACCGAAAUUUGUUUGUUCAUACUGUAAACAAGUUUUUAUUUGUAAACCCCAUUUGACGGUUCAUGUGCGACGAAAACAUACCGGCGAAAAACCUUUUUCAUGCCUGAAUUGUGGUAAAAAGUUUACUUGUAUUAGUGAUUGCAAUCAGCACAUGAAGAGCUUGAAAAAUUGUCACUAGUAUGAAAACACAACUGUAGAAUUAAUAUAGUAGGGUGGAGGAAGACUACACACCUUUUCAUUUCAUUUUCUCGUCUCAUUUGGUAGUAAACAAAGAACAAUCAAAGAAUUAUAAAAUCCUAUCUUCACGGCUCCCAUAGACCGUUGUUAAUUGUUUAAAAUAAGAUUUGGAUAUUAUGUGGUAAAGGUGUCCUGUCUCCCCCACCCUACUAUAUCAUUUUUUUUACCUUUCCACAAAUUUAACUGCAUGUGAUUUAAAGUGAUUAUUUUCAGAUACGUUUGAUGCCUUUCUUGCAAAAUACUGUUGCAACUUUGUGUGUUUAAUAUAUUCUAUUCUAAAUGGGUUAAGAGUGACAUAGGUCAUAAGACCUAACCUAUGAUUUAGGCCUGAGUUGGGCCAUUAUCACAACAUUGUUUAUGCACAUUCUGUUCUAAAUGAAUGAAUGUAACUUA